This is a messenger RNA of Sipha flava (yellow sugarcane aphid), 2757 nucleotides long. RefSeq names its product protein inturned (gene in). Gene Ontology annotation, molecular function: protein binding. Bases 152 to 2668 code for a protein of 838 amino acids. Gene Ontology annotation, cellular component: cilium; cytoplasm. The transcript is spliced from 19 exons. NCBI's taxonomy places the organism in Eukaryota, Metazoa, Arthropoda, Insecta, Hemiptera, Aphididae. The record is from RefSeq and is a predicted model, not a curated record. Gene Ontology annotation, biological process: establishment of planar polarity; vesicle-mediated transport; nervous system development.
UGAUAAUAAUAGUUAUGAUGUCAACAAUCGGUGUUCUUGAAUGUACUAAUAUUUAUCAUCACUGUUCAUUUGCGUAGAACCAAGGGUGGUCUGUGCUCACGUCGUUUACCACCGUUAAAGUUUCCGUUGCUCCGGAUCUUGAUCCUCUAAUAUGAACGAGAACAACGUUCGCGACAAACAUUUCAAAACGUACCUCAGCGACAGUGACGACAGUUCCGCCACACAUUCCACUUGCGAGUGCAACGAUGUCGCUUCGAACGUUUCGGAUUACGAGUGGGAAAACGAAAUCGAUGACCGGGGGCAGUUGUUCUACGUUAAAUGCUCGGCUCGUAAACAGACAAAGCUUACCAAACGUAUUACUGAGUCGAACGAUAUGCCAAAAAAAACGAAAACCGCAGCGGGCAAAUUGGUAAAACUUUUGAAACGUAACAAAAGGAGCAGAGACAGAAACGACGGUUCGAAACAUACAGGAAACGUUAAUAAAGUUACAUUCUUGGACACGCAAGAAGGUGAGUUGAGGGAAGUAACAAUCCAAGUCGUAAGUGAUACAUGUAGUAAUCUUGGCAGAAGAGCCACUCUAACUGAAAAGUUGUUGGGUUUAUCGACAACGGUUUUUGAAGACGGUUCUCGUAUUAUGGUAGCAUCAAUCAUUCCAAACUCUCCUGUCGACAAUCAGAGGUCCAUAAAAAUAGGAGAUUGGCUUAAAAUGAUAAAUGGAGAAAUAAUAACUGCAAAAACAUUGGAUCAGAUUCUAUUAAACAUAAUUCCACCGACUACUAUUACGUUAGCUGUUCAAAGAGUUGCAGUCAGUUUAGUUAGUGUUGAAAAACAAAAUAACCAGCAAUUAUCUACUUAUUUGUCUUCAAAGACUAUUAAUGAUGAGUUUAUAUUAGAACUUAUUCAAUAUCCUAUUGCAGUAAUGUACUUGUCAGUUGAUAGCUCAAAUGUUAUCUAUGUAUAUCCUGGUUCGUCAUCUAUAUUCCAUCAAAUUAAAGGAGCAUUUCUAACUAUUAGUCAUGUUGUUCCACAGAUUGUCAAAUGUCAGACAAAAAGUACAUCCAUGAUUUGUGAUGAUCAAUUAGUUCAUGCGAUAUUUGUAUUCGAAGGUCAAGGAACAUAUAUUUUUAUCGUACCAGAUUCAAAAUUGAAUUUGACUUACGCAAAUCAGAUGGCUUCUAACAUUGUUAGAAAUUUAUGCUUCUGUUAUGAAAAUUUAAAUAGUUGCUUUUCAAAUAAAGAAAAUCAUUACUUGUUAGAUAAAUACUUUACAAUUAUAUUCUCAGAGAUAUUUGAAGUCAAUAUGUUUCAUAAUAUAGAUAAUGGCCAAAAGUUUGAAAAGUACUUACCUGCCUCUAAGAAUAUUCCCCUGCCUAGAAGUAUUCAAAUGGAACUGGAUGAUAUAUUAAAUGAACUUGAAGCUAAUUAUGUUUGUAAAGAUGCUAGAGAACCUCGACCAUACUUGGUUAUUGGUACAUCAUUUUAUUAUAAGGAUUACCUAUUAUCAUCUCAUUUAAACUAUGAAGAUCAUAUAGAUAUUCACAUGUUUUGUUUACAAAAUGGUUUAUUUCACUUACUUACCUCCGAAUACCUAGAACGUUUAAUAAUAUUCCGAAGAGUGUAUCCUUCUUCUGUUAGAUCAAGCUGUUUGCUUGUUGGUUCUGUAUAUACACUACCAAAAUCUAAAUGGUAUUUAUUAAUAGUUGGCCGUGGAAAUAAUCUAAUGGCAACCCUUCUUGAAGUUGGACCUUGUUAUUUAAAAAAUGAAACUUUUUAUGGACCUGAUGUUGAUUAUGUGGAAGAAGCUGAAGAUACAUUAGAAAAUGUUAUUAACAUGAAUGUUGAUGAAGUGGCAGAAAAAUGGAUUGAAGGUAAUUUAAUGCAAAUUAACCAAGGAGAAUCCUUGAAAAAUUCAGCAUUUAAUUUAAAUUCAAAUAAUAAACAAUUAAAUGGUUCUCCAACUAAAAAACCAGAAAUAAUUUCUAUAUUAAAACAUAAAAGUGAUAUAGCGUUGAAUUCUCAGUUAUAUAAUGAUUCUAGACAGUUAGAUUCAUUGUCUGAAACAAGUUUAACUAGUAGUGGAGCACCAAGCACAGAAGAUAGUAUGUAUGUACAGGGUCCAGUAUUUGGUCGUCGAGCUGAACGCAUGAUGAAAGCUUCAUCAUUAGAGUGGUCCGAUAAUUCUGAAGAUGAAUAUAUUGUUUCGGAUAGUUCGCGCUCAAUGGAUAUGUCAGAUGUUUCAAAGAAUUUACCUGUACCUCUUAAUAAAUUUAAUUUUGGUAAAUUAAGUAUGCUGUUCCGCUACCUUGACAUAAAUUGUCAUACAGGAGUUAUGUUAUGUUCACCGUCAAUAUAUAAUAAUCAUAAUCCAAAAACCAAAGAAAUAUUUCAAAAAGUUGAAGAGAAAUUUUAUUCAACUGUAACCGAUUUACGAGAUUUAUUUGAUGUAACAAAUCAGAAUGAAAAUGAAAUUAACGAAAUUGGAGUAUUGUUUCAAAUAUCUUCAUAUAACGCAGAUUCUUCUAAAAAAUCAUCAACUAUAACAUUUUGGGUCAUGGGGAGACUAAUCAAAGAACCAAAUAAACGUGAAGUAUAUGUUUGUUAUGAAGAAGAAAUACCACAAAAUAUGGUUGAAAUUGCAUUUAAAUUAGGUAUAAGUGCAACAGGAUAAUACAAUCAACUAUCAGAUAAUUAUUUGUAAAUUGUAUGUAAAAAUAUAAAUAUUUUCAUUUGGUCUGGAAUAAAAUUAUUUAUUAUUAU